Molecule: messenger RNA, 492 nt
Organism: Limulus polyphemus (Atlantic horseshoe crab)
Lineage: Eukaryota; Metazoa; Arthropoda; Merostomata; Xiphosura; Limulidae
Product: GRAM domain-containing protein 1C-like
Exons: 4
Biological process (GO): intracellular sterol transport
Cellular component (GO): endoplasmic reticulum membrane; plasma membrane; endoplasmic reticulum-plasma membrane contact site
Molecular function (GO): sterol transfer activity; sterol binding
Source: RefSeq, a predicted model, not a curated record
AGACUGCUGAAGCACAGUAAACCAGGUCAGGUGUAUGUAGUUGUUUGCGAUGUGGUCAGUACGGGGAUUCCCUACAGCGACACAUUCUCUGUAAAAUCUCACUACUGUUUAUCAAAAGUUGCCAGCAAUCAGUGCAGACUUUGUGUCCAUGGCAACAUUCAAUACAAGAAGUCUGUCUGGGGACUUGUGAAAUCUCUUAUAGAAAAAAGUGCUAUUCAAGGACUACAGGAUUUCUGUGCUGACUUAGAGGUCGCUCUCAACAAAGAAGCCGACUUGAUGGAUCAGCAAACAAAGAAGAAACGGCAACGUCGCAAGCGAGGCAAGAUUGUGGACUUUUCCAAAGUAGAUUCUCUUAGCAGAUUACAAACUCAGACCUAUAUCAAGAAAUUAUCUUCUUACUUACCAGGAUUAGAAAGUGAAACUUUUAGGCCUUCUUCGGAUCUUAUCACUAAAGUUAUUCUGACCACGUAAGUUAUUUUACAUUGCCAAGGA